AUCCACCAGUCGCAUCGGAGGUUGCGGCGGAACCGGACGUGUGUUUUUACUCGCUGCGAUUCGGCGAUCCAGAAUUCCCCUUUGCCCGCGUGACAACCUUGGCCUUGGCAGAGUUAUACCCCAGACGGGAAUAGACACAUCAGAAUGCAGCUGCCGUUCCUCCUGUGCUGCACCCUGGCGACCGCCACCGCAACCAUUCUAUAUACGCGCGCUGUGCUUCCAGACCGUACGAUUCGGCUCCGCAACCUUGACUGCGCGUCUGACCUCGGCGAGAGGGGCGUGUGCAUGUUGGCGUGGCACUGCAGAUCCUCCGGCGGUACCCACCUGGCGAUAUGCAUGGACGGGUUUUUCUUUGGGUCCUGCUGUCGUCUGCCGGCCAAAACCGCGACAGAGGAACCUGGCGGCAAAAAUAAAACACAGCUGCCCGACCUCCAAGAGUCUUCUGCUACGACCCAAGAGCCUUUUGCAACGACCCUAUCGAUCCAAGAGUUCACAACGACCAACCUAAUUCAGAAACUUUCACCCACGAUCCUCCCGACUCAGGAAGGUUCAUCCACGUCUCAGGAGUCCCUCACGACAACCCUCACGACCCAGGACUCCAUCACGACGGCCUCCCCAACUGAGCUUCCGGUAACUGACUGGUUUUAUGAGACCACGGCCGCAAUAACCACAGAAGGAGAGGGCCAGCAGGAGACCACAGACAAGAUUCAUCUAGAAAUCACAACUAAUAGUCAGCAAGGGACAACAGGAGAGAUCGAAAAAGAUGUCACAGGCGAAACUCAGCAAGAUACCACAGACGAUAUCCAACAGCAAGACACACAGAUAGUCGAACACAUGCUCUCAAAAAAUAUCAGCGACGCACACUACGAAGACGUGUGCGGCCGGCCCUUCACCCGCACUCCAAGAAUCGUCGGAGGAAAGCGGGCCUCCUUUGGGCAAUUUCCUUGGCAGGCAUCUGUCAGAGUGUGGCGAAAAAGCUCGAAUAUUCACGCGUGCGGCGGCUCAGUGUUGACCAACCAGUGGGUCGUCACAGCGGCGCAUUGUGUUCACAAAGAGAGGACCGACGAGGUAACAGUAGUUCUGGGCGAGCACGACUUGGAAACUAUCGAUGAACCUUACGACUUCAUCGAGAGCAGGGUCGAAGCGAUCAUCCGACAUCCGAACUUUGACUCCACGACUUUCGAAUAUGAUAUUGCAUUGCUCAGGCUUCGUGAUCCAGUCGCUUUCCAGCCGAAUAUCCUGCCCGUAUGUCUACCUAAGGACGAUGACGACCUUGUGGGAGAAAUGGCCGUGGCCACUGGAUGGGGAAGGCUCUCUGCAAAUGGCCCCUUGCCCUCCGUACUUCAGAAGGUGGAGGUGCCAAUCGUCAGCAACGCGAAAUGCAUAGAGAUGUUCCUGACAACUGGCCGCAAGGAGUAUAUCCCAGACAUCUUCGUGUGUGCGGGAUACAAGGAGGGAAAGAGAGAUACUUGUGACGGCGACUCGGGCGGCCCCCUGGUGGUGUUCCGCGAAGGCGUGUGGACUCUCGCCGGAAUCAGCUCGUGGGGCAAAUCAUGCGCGAAACCGAACCUGCCGGGCGUUUAUACCAGAGUUUCGAAGUACAGAACCUUCAUACAGAGAAUCAUACGUUCCGCAUGACACACAGGCAUUUAAUGGUUCCUAGAUUAUCGGUUCCUGGUCUAUUUCAUAGUGACGACACCUUUCCGCAAACGCCCUCUAUGUUGGAAGCUGAAACAGAACUUUAUUCUUAGUGUACUGAACAUUAUCAACACUGCAUCAAAGAAAAUGUUUUCUACAGGAAACGAAACCCAAGUUGCCAAAGCUGAGGGGCGUUGUUGUGUUUAAGUAUUUCCGCUUUUUGUGCAAUGUUGCAUUUCUGCAUUUGUGUUACGCAUUCCUUUGUUGUGGUAAUGAUUAUAAUAACAAUCAUUAUAACAAUAAUCUAAUGGCAUUAUUGCUAGUUUUAUAAGCAUUUUUGUGAUUAAUGUUCACAUCGUUAUCAUCAUUAUCAUUAUGACCAUCAUCAUUUAUUACCAAUAUCAUUAGCAUUAUUAUUAUUAUCAUUAUAAUUGCAAUUAUUAUUCAGUAUGACUGUUAUUAUGGUAAUAAUAAUAAUAAUGAUUAUUAUUAUUAUCAUUAUUAUUGUUAUUAUUAUUUUUAUCAUUAUCAUCAUUAUUGGUGUUGUUGAUAUUGUUGUUAUUAUCAUUAUCAUUGUUUUUGUAAUUAUUAUUGUUAUAGGUCAUUAUUGUUAUCAUUAUCAAUAGUUUUUGUUAUUAUUAUUAUUGUUAUCAAUAUUACUGUUGCUAUUAUAAUCAUUAUGAACCGUAUUCAUGUUGACAAAUGUAGAUAUAAUCGAUAUGAUCUUAGUCAGAAAUACAUGCAUUUCUGACGAAGAUAUAAUCAAAACCGGUCAAAUACAUCUCUUGUAUUGUGAAGAUACUCAUUCUCAUUCAUACCUUUCAUAAUCAUUAUAAUAAUUAUUAUUAUUAUCAAUAUCAUUAUCAUUAUUACAAUAUCAUUAUUGUUAUUAUUUUUUAUUAUUUUAAUAAUAAUAAUGAUAAUAAUAAUAAUAGUUAUUAUUAUUAUUAUUAUCAUUAUUAUUAUUAUUAUUAUUGUAGUAUUGUCACGAUCAUUAAUAACAUUAUAAUUUUCAUUGUUAUCAUUUUUAUUAUCAUUCUUAUUAUUAUUGUUAGUGUUGCUGUUAUUGUUGUUGUAAUUAUUUUCAUCAUAUCUUUAUUUUUAUAAUCACUUUUAUUAUAAUUUUUUUCUUAACAUCAUUAUUAUCAUAAUCAUUAUCAUUAUUAUACUUAUUAUUGUUAUUAUUAUUAUUAUUAUUAUUAUUAUUAUUAUUAUUAUUAUCAUUAUUAUUAUUAUUAUUAUUAUUAUUAUUAUUAUUAUUAUAAUUAUUAUUAUUAGCAUCACUGAUUUUCAUAUUAUCUAUAUUAUCAUUAUAAUACAUCAGUUUCCAUUGUUGUCAUUUAUAUUACU
Molecule: messenger RNA, 2988 nt
Organism: Penaeus indicus
Lineage: Eukaryota; Metazoa; Arthropoda; Malacostraca; Decapoda; Penaeidae
Product: serine proteinase stubble-like
Exons: 10
Coding region: 145-1638 (497 amino acids)
Biological process (GO): proteolysis
Molecular function (GO): serine-type endopeptidase activity
Source: RefSeq, a predicted model, not a curated record